Molecule: messenger RNA, 1699 nt
Organism: Ricinus communis (castor bean)
Lineage: Eukaryota; Viridiplantae; Streptophyta; Magnoliopsida; Malpighiales; Euphorbiaceae
Product: CAAX prenyl protease 1 homolog
Exons: 14
Coding region: 122-1396 (424 amino acids)
Biological process (GO): CAAX-box protein processing
Cellular component (GO): endoplasmic reticulum membrane
Molecular function (GO): metalloendopeptidase activity
Source: RefSeq, a predicted model, not a curated record
ACGCACCAUUUAGCGUUUCAUAAAACAUCAUCACCACCAACAGCAACAAAAACACUAUUUCACAAUUUGAGGGAAGGAAAACCCCAUUUCUAUCUCUACUCUGCAACUUCCUGAUUUUGCUAUGGCGUUCCCUUAUAUGGAAGCUGUACUUGGUUUUAUGGUACUGAUGUACAUCUUUGAGUCGUAUUUGGAUAUGCGGCAACAUUGUGCACUGAAACUGCCAACUCUUCCUAAAACUUUGGAAGGAGUAAUCAGCCAAGAGAAAUUUAAAAAGUCUAGAGCUUAUAGUCUUGAUAAAAGCCACUUCAAUUUUGUUCAUGAAUUUGUCACUAUACUGCUGGACUCUGCCAUCUUAUAUUUUGGGAUAUUGCCUUGGUCCUGGAAGGAAUCAGGAAACUUUCUGCUUUUGGUUGGUCUCAAUGCAGAGAACGAAAUACUACAUACCCUCGCUUUUUUGGCUGGUGUUAUGAUAUGGUCACAGAUCACUGAUUUGCCAUUUUCUCUCUAUUCGACCUUUGUGAUUGAGGCUCGUCAUGGUUUCAAUAAACAAACUAUAUGGUUGUUCUUUAGGGACUUGAUCAAAGGAAUUUGCCUUGCUAUUAUACUUGGCCCACCUAUUGUUUCAGCAAUCAUUUUAAUAGUACAGAAAGGAGGUCCUUACCUGGCCAUCUAUCUAUGGGCAUUUAUGUUUGUUCUCUCCCUUGUGAUGAUGACGAUCUAUCCCAUUUUGAUCGCCCCACUUUUUAAUAAGUUCACCCCUCUUCCAGAAGGAGAGCUCCGAUCAAAAAUCGAGGCACUUUCUUCCUCCCUCAAGUUUCCUUUGAAGAAAUUGUUUGUUGUGGAUGGAUCUACAAGGUCAAGCCACAGCAAUGCAUACAUGUAUGGCUUCUUUAAGAACAAGCGAAUAGUACUUUAUGACACAUUGAUUCAACAGUGCAAAAACGACGAGGAAAUUGUAGCUGUUAUUGCCCAUGAAUUGGGCCAUUGGAAACUUAACCAUACAAUGUACUCAUUUGUUGCUGUGCAGAUUCUUACAUUUUUGCAAUUUGGAGGAUAUACUCUUGUGAGAAACUCAACUGAUCUGUUCCAAAGUUUUGGGUUUGAUACACAACCAGUGCUUAUUGGACUGAUAAUUUUUCAGCAUACUGUAAUACCUCUCCAGCACCUAGUAAGCUUUGGUCUUAAUCUUGUGAGCCGUUCUUUCGAGUUUCAGGCUGAUGCUUUUGCUAAGAAGCUUGGUUAUGCCUCUGCUCUUCGUGCUGGCCUUGUGAAACUGCAGGAAGAAAAUUUGUCAGCAAUGAAUACAGAUCCUUGGUAUUCAGCGUAUCACUAUUCUCAUCCUCCUCUUGUUGAAAGAUUGGCUGCACUUGAUGAACCAGAUAAGAAGGAAGAUUGAUAUGAGCACCUUGUGGAAGGGUAGCUGAGCAUUUCAUUCAUUCCAUUCCAACUUGACAAAUAGUAUUACAAUCAGAAUCAGCCAUUAUGAAAUAGACCGCUGUCAAUCCUGUUGGAGACUGAAAGCUAUAUAGUUCACGUAACACUUUCUUGUAAUCUCAGUUCACAGGGGCGAAGCAGGGAAAAAGAAAAGAAAAGAAACAAAAAACAAAGGGGCACAAAAUGGAACAUGAAAAAGUGACCCAGUUAUGUAUCUUAUAUUUGCAUGUGAUUUAAUGGUUACGGGAUCUAAAUUUGUUUUCAA